CUUACAACCCCCCACGACCUCUUGCAAACUCUGGCAAACUUCCGGAAACUCCUGGGCCAAUUAGGGGCAGCGUGCCCACUGUCUUCCAAACUCUUGCCUCCGCAAACUCUUGCAAACUUCCGGAAUUACUAUGCCGUCCGUUGAGCUGCUAUAGUUCUUAUGUCGCAACUAGAUGUCUUGUCUGCCCGCUUUAAAGCCCGCCUAGACCAGUAUAAAGUCUUUCAAAGCCUACCGAACGCUCUGCAGCGUUUUUAUUAUCCUGUUUAACUUGUGCUGCUGUGUCAAGGGGGGCGUUUGGUGCCCUCGCCGUCGGUUCCUAGGUGUCAGGGUUACCGCCAGCGUCCCCAACGUCGUCUAAAUAUGGCGACGGGCUCGACGGAUCCGGGUGUGGAAGACGUGACGGCGACUGACGGACGUCGUAGGCUCGAGGGCGUAGACUGGUCGGAUAGAUCUAGUAAUGGGAAAGACGGGGAUUCGAUUGCAUAUGCUUAUACGCGAUAUAGACGUGGUUGUGUAGGUAACUGCUAUAAUGCAUCGAGACGCAGUGGUCGUAGGGGUUAUUGGACCGGGCCGCCCACUACUAGCCCACCUGUCAUGCUUAAAUCAUCGAGGUGUAGAUAUCGGAGCCGAAACGCUGGUGAUCGCUGCGGUAGACAAGGUGGCGCCUGCUCAGGCCACGCCAGGAGGCACCGUGUUGACCAGCGGCCUUCAGCUUCAGUCGCUUCGAUCCAACGAGGAGGCUUGUUUCAGUUAGAGGUCGGUAUCCGUCAGGUUGUGGUUAGGGGUUGCAUGAGCCCGUCUGGCCAUGCGCGGGGCUUUUGUCGCUCACUCUUCACUCUUCUAAGCGUACAUUGGACUUCUAUCUCCAUUCAACUAAACACUCAUGACACCUCCGCACAUGGCCUUGAUCUGAUGAACGAGAUUGACCCUCGCGAUGUUAUUCUCUGGCUGUUGCCGCAUAGGGGCGAGGGUUUCGACGGCGCAGCGUUUGCGACCGCCAAGCCAGAGAACAAGUUGCGAUUCGUCGCAGCCCGCCACGAUUCGCCCAAGCAACGCGACAUCCCUCGAGAAGAACGAGCUGGAACGGAACUCCCAGUCGAGUACGGGCUGUUCGAGAAUACUGAUUGCCUCGUGUUCUUGUUUAGUCAUGGUGCGAGGACCUCUGUUGGUGUGGUAGGCGGGUGCACCAUCGACGCCGACUUCUCUCUCCAGGACAUGCCGGGUGUCAGCAAAUAUCACUUCACCAUCACCUUCGACGAUCAGAACCUACCAAUAAUAAGAGACUUAGGCUCCACGGGCGGGACCAAAGUUACCUACAAUGGGGAGAAGGGGCAGCGCUUGUCCAGCUUCGACUGGCCCCUGGUGGGCCCCAGCAUUGCCAACGGCAAACCAUCGAUUCUCAACAUCACAGACCUGCUUCAGUUCAAGGUCAUUCUGCCUAAUCACGACUACACCUCUCCGGAGUACAUCGACAAGGUGAAGAAAUUCCGCACGGGCACGGGAGACCCCGAGAACCUGUUCGCCUCUCUCAUUAUCCAGAGCGCUCAAGGCACUCGACUCCCCAGCGGACAACAGACGUCAUCGACGGGCCCCCGCUCCCGCCCGAUCUUCUACAAGAAGCAAAUUGGCAAGGGUGCUUAUGGGGUCGUGACGUACGUAUGGAAUUUGACGACCAGAGAAGAGUAUGUUGUGAAGCAGCCGCUGCCAAAUCUCAUCAAAAGCCGCACCUUUGGCGAGACGACUUGGAGAAAAGAGGCAGAUAUAAUGCGGAGUAUUUCUCAUGAACAUAUCGUUGCGUUCCGAAAUGCGACCUUCUCUCCCUAUCCAAAAUUGGAAUUCGAGUACAUCCGUGGCGGCUCGCUCGACAGCUACACCAACCUGUCAACCUUUGAGAAUACGCAGGUGCUCUGCCAAUUGUCUUCGGCUCUGGAGUAUCUUCACAAUCGAAACCCUUCGAUCGGGCACCGUGACAUCAAGCCUGAGAACAUCCUCGUUGUUCAUAGGAGGGGAGCGGAUGGCAUCUACGUCAAGUUUGCCGACUUCGGCCUCUCCAAAGCGGCGGACAUUCUGAAGACAUGCUGCGGUACGCUGUUGUGGGCAGCCCCAGAGAUUUAUACUAAGGUCGCUGAUCCGGUUGGCGCUGCCGAGGAUACGUACAGCGUGGCCGUUGACAUCUGGUCUCUCGGCGCUGUCGUCGCUUCGCUGGAGUGUGGGCUCCCGAGUCAUGUCAACGACAGCUACUACAAGCAAGGCAGCGAGCUUCUCUACCUCAUCAUCGACAGCAUGCUGGUUGAAGACCCGGACAAGAGGUCGUCAGCAGAUUAUGUCACUACCGGGGCGGCGAAGCUCUUGCAAAGCAUGGCCAACGAGUCAGAUGACGAAGGCACAGCUACGCCAAGGGCCUUCUCCAUUAUCGGCGCCCAGUCCGUUGCGGGAUCUGAGGGUCUCGACGAGAAUAGCGACAGCGGCAGCGUGACUGAUGCUGAAGAAGAAGAAUGGGAGUGGCCAGAAGCCCCAGGCGCUGAAACUCGGCAGAGCCAGGUUCUAGAAACCACUGAGGUCGUGCCGCAGGGAAGCACGGUGGAUGGCUUGCUGUGGGGCCCUGGAGGCCCUGAGGGAGCAAGCUUCGCGAGCAGCGACGGCAGCCAGGCUACAGAACGCGGCACUGUUGAGGCCGCCCAGGCCGAGGAGGACACGCAGGAAGAGGAGAACACGCAGGAAGAGGAGGACACGCAGGAAGAGGAGGACACGCAGGAAGAGGAGGACACGCAGGAAGAGGAGGACACGCAGGAAGAGGAGGAUGACGCAUUCUUAGUCGCUGACCACCUCCUUGGUGGCGACCAAGUCGGGGGAGAUGGGGAGCGUGAUGCCGUCUCGGCCUCCAGGGGAAGUUGUCGUUCAAUGCGCAAGAGAAGCUGGCCAGCGUAUCCGCCUUCAGCAGGUCAACAACGUGCCAUCAGCCAAGGACCACCGGAUCCCAAACGGAGCAGGAGGGAUGGGUCGAUGAGCAGGGACUUGUCUGGAGGGCCAGAGCGAUUGCGUGGUGGGCAUGGGCCUGUACAUAAGAAGAAGCCGAACAGUGGUAGCUCUUGAGUAUAGGGUAGUUGAAGGUCAGGAACAGGUGUACAGCAGCGUGUCAAGACCGAUACGUCGAGGUGUUAUAUAGUUUCAGGGAGAAAAGGAGCUCUGUAUUGAGAAGUAGGGGCGGCAGAAGGCCCUAUAUAUACACCUGUUGAGGGGGGGGUCAGGUGACCCGUACAGGGGCCUGAAACAGGUGGCUUUUCGUCGCUAACAUAUAGUGUUGAGGAGAAAGAGGGUUGAUGUGAUGUCUGAGCAGCUAGCCCUCCCAAAGGACGGCGGCCACAGUAAUUAAUCCUUUUGCG
Messenger RNA from Trematosphaeria pertusa, 3383 nucleotides. RefSeq lists its product as uncharacterized. The transcript has 6 exons. Gene Ontology annotation, biological process: protein phosphorylation. Gene Ontology annotation, molecular function: protein kinase activity; protein binding; ATP binding. Bases 361 to 3093 code for a protein of 910 amino acids. Lineage: Eukaryota; Fungi; Ascomycota; Dothideomycetes; Pleosporales; Trematosphaeriaceae. The record is from RefSeq and is a predicted model, not a curated record.